Lactuca saligna is the source of this 651-nucleotide messenger RNA. Lineage: Eukaryota; Viridiplantae; Streptophyta; Magnoliopsida; Asterales; Asteraceae. The record is from the annotation of a GenBank genome assembly.
AUGCCAAAAAAACCAAUUACUAGCAAACGAGAAAGAGCAAGGAAUAAUGGUAAAGGAAUCGCUCCUUGUUGGGUAGCAUUCGAGCCGAUGUGGAUUAUAGAGGAUGAUGGUGUUGAAAGAAAAAGUGUGGAAUGUAUUCAUUGUAAAACAAUACUUAAAGCCGAUACGGACCGAAACGGGACAUCUAAUAUGAAAAAACAUUGGAGGAAUUGCAAGUUAAACCCAUACAACAAAGAAAAGCAUGAUAAAAAGCAAGCCAAAUUGAAUUUUAAGAAGGAGCCAAAUGGUGAGACUAGUUUACAAACAUGGAAACAUGAUGACGCUAGGAUCAAACGUAUAUUACUAGGCCUUUUUACCGUUGGUGAAAUACCAUUCAAGUAUGUUGAAAAUGAAGCAUUUUUUGAAUAUACUAACGCGCUUAACGGUAGGGUGAUCUUUCCUUCUAGACAUAAAAUUUACCGAGACGUAGGCAGGUUUUACUUAGAUGAGAGGAGUAAAUUGCUCAAGUAUUUUAAUAAUGAAAACACCGCUAUACACUUAACAACUGACACUUGGACAACCUCUUGUAAAAAGGUCAAUUACAUGGUUGUCACGACCCAUUUUAUUGAUGACAAGUGGGUCAUGCACAAGAGAGUCAUCAAUUUUAGGUAG